GACAUUUCCGGUAGUGUAGUCCUUUCACAGCAUCAAAGAUGGCGGCCACCCUUGUUUCGUACUGGAGCGAUUCAGAUUCAGAUAAUGACACCAAAUCUCAUGUUAUUCCCGAAAAGGUUGAACCCGAUCCUCUGGCACAUCUUCAACCGUUGAAAUCUGGCAAAACAAUGUCACUGGCUGUCCUCAAUUCAGCUCCCGAGGUCGCCGUAAAGGAGGCUGUGGAGACUGGCGUACAUCUGGACCCCUCUCUCAAAGAGGUCACCUACAACCCCACAUAUGAAACCAUGUUUGCACCAGAGUUGGGUCCUGUCAACCCAUAUAAAAGUCAACAGAUGGCUGCACCCAGGAAUAUGCUGUCUGGCUAUGCAGAGCCUGCUCACGUCAACAACUUUAUGUUUGAACAGCAGAGGAGGACCUUCUCCACCUUUGGCUAUGCUCUGGAUCCGUCUGUGGAUACAAGCCAAAACUCCUCCAAUAGCUACAUCGGUGCAGUGGACGAGGCAGAGAAAAAGAAAGGAUUGACUGUGUUUGAGGUUGGCCCAAAGAAGACUGACAAGAGGAAAAAGGUGCAAGGAGGUGAAGCGAAUGACAUUGACAAUUACCUCGGGCCCUGGGCGAAAUACGUGGAUGAAAAGGACGGCGCCAAACCAUCAGAGGAGGAACAGAAGGAGCUGGACGAGAUCACAGCCAAGAGGCAGAAGAAGGGAAGGAACGAGGAAGAGGCUCCGGCGGAGGAGAAGACCAUUCUCCACGUCAAAGAUGCGUACGACUACCAAGGGAGGUCAUACCUCCACGUACCCCAAGACGUGGGCAUCAACCUGCGUACUGCAGACAUCCCAGACAAGUGUUACCUGCCCAAGAAACAGAUCCACGUCUGGUCUGGACACACCAAGGGGGUCAGUGCUAUCCGUCUGUUUCCUGUGUCAGGUCACCUGCUGCUCUCCUGCUCUAUGGACUGCAAGGUCAAGUUGUGGGAGGUGUAUAACGAGAGGAGGUGCAUACGGACAUUUAUCGGCCACAGUAAAGCAGUGCGGGAUAUUUGCUUCAACAACACUGGGUCUCAGUACAUGAGUGCAGCCUACGACCGCUACCUCAAACUCUGGGACACCGAGACGGGCCAGUGCAUCUCCCGCUUCACCAACAGAAAGGUGCCAUACUGCGUCAAGUUCAACCCAGACGAGGACAAGCAGAAUCUGUUUGUGGCUGGCAUGUCAGAUAAGAAGAUUGUUCAGUGGGACGCGAGGACAGGAGAGGUGGUUCAGGAGUAUGACCGUCACCUGGGAGCGGUCAACACCAUCACAUUUGUGGAUGAGAACCGCCGUUUCGUCAGCACGUCUGACGACAAGUCCCUCCGCGUGUGGGAGUGGGACAUUCCUGUGGACUUCAAGUACAUCGCAGAGCCCAGUAUGCACUCAAUGCCUGCUGUAACACUCUCGCCCAAUGGUAAGUGGCUGGCCUGCCAGUCCAUGGACAACCAAAUCCUGAUCUUUGGAGCCCAGAACCGUUUCCGUCUGAACAAGAAGAAGAUCUUCAAGGGCCACAUGGUGGCUGGCUAUGCCUGCCAGGUGGACUUCUCCCCAGACAUGAGCUAUGUGGUGUCUGGCGAUGCGGAUGGGAAGCUGAAUAUCUGGGACUGGAAGACCACCAAGCUGUAUCACCGGAUCAAGGCCCACGACAAGGUGUGCAUCAGCGCCCUGUGGCAUCCGCAUGAGACCUCCAAGGUCAUCACCUGUGGCUGGGACGGACAGAUCAAACUCUGGGACUAGAAACAUGGGGGUGGGGGGUGCAGAGAGACUCCCUCUCUUUAGGGGGAGAUGUGGUGGUCUUUCUGUCAUGUAUUUUCCAUAAUUUAAUGGCAGCCAUAGGGCUGGUAUCCAGUCCUAUGUUAACUCCGUGUAUAUUUCUACCCCAUCUGAAGAGGGGACACCGGUGGAUUGAACUUUGAACUGGUGAUGUUGAUAAAGAGCUGUAUACAUUUGAAGUUGGAAGUUUACAUAGACUUAGGUUGGAGUCAUUAAAACUUGUUUUUCAACCACUCCACAAAUUUCUUGUUAACAAACUAUAGUUUUGGCUAGUCAGUUAAGACAUCUACUUUGUGCAUGACACAAGUCAUUUUUCCAACAAUUGUUUACAGGCAGAUUAUUUCACUUAUAAUUCACUGUAUCACAAUUCCAGUGGGUCAGAAGUUUAAAAGCACAGUCAACUUAGUGUAUGUAAACAGCUUGAAAAAUUCCAGAAAGUGUCAUGGCUUUAGAAGCUUCUGAUAGGCUAAUUGACAUCAUUUGAGUCAAUUGGAGGUGCACCUGUGGAUGUAUUUUAUGGCCUACCUUCAAACUCAGUGCCUUUGCUUGCCAUCAUGGGAAAAUCAAAAGAAAUCAACCAAGACCUCAAAAUAAAAAUUGUAGACCUCCACAAGUCUGGUUCAUCCUUGGGAGCAAUUUCCAAACGCCUGAAGGUACCACGUUCAUCUGUACAAACAAUAGUACGCAAGUAUAACACCAUGGGACCACGCAGCUGUCAUACAGCUCAGGAAGGAGACUCGUUCUGUCUCCUAGAGAUGAACGUACUUUGGUGCGAAAAGUGCAAAUCAAUCCCAGAACAGCAGCAAAGGCCCUUGUGAAGAUGCAGGAGGAAUCGGGUACAAAAGUAUCUAUAUCGACAUAACCUGAAAGGUCACUCAGCAAGGACGAAGCCACUGCUCCAAAACCGCCAUAAAAAAAGCCAGACUACGGUUUGCAACUGCACAUGGGGACAAAGAUUGUACUUUUUGGAGAAAUCCAAAAUUGAACUGUUUGGCCAUAAUGAUGUUUGUGGAGGAUAAGGGGGGAGGCUUGCAAGCCGAAGAACACCAUCCCAACAGUGAAGCACGGGCGUGGCAGCAUCAUGUUGUGGGGGUGCUUUGCUGCAGGAGGGACUGGUGCCCUUCCCAAAAUAGAUGGCCUCAUGAGGGAGGAAAAUCAUGUGGACAUAUUGAAGCAACAUCUCAAGACAUCAGUCAGGAAGGUAAAACUUGGUCGCAAAUCGGUCUUCGAAAUGGACAAUGACCCCAAGCAUACUUCCAAAGUUGUGGCAAAAUGGCUUAAGGACAACAAAGGUAUUGGAGUGGCCAUCACAAAGCCCUGACCUCAAUCCUAUCGAACAUUUGUGAGCAAAACUGAAAAAGUGUGUGCGAGCAAAGAGGUCCACAAACCUGAUUUAGUUACACCAGCUCUGUCAGGAGGAAUGGGCCAAAAUUCACCCAACUUAUUGUGGGAAGCUUGUGGAAGGCUACCCAAAAUGUUUGACCCAAGUUAAAGAAUUAAGGCAAUGCUAGCAAAUACUGAGUGCAUGUACAUUUCUGACCCACUUUGAAUGUGAUGAAAAAUAAAAGCUGAAAUAAAUAAUUCUCUACUAUUAUUCUGACAUUUCACAUUCUUAAAAUAAUGUGGUGAUCCUAACUGACCUAAAACAGGGAAUUUUUACUAAGAUUAAAUAUCAGGAAUUGUGAAACUGAGUUUAAAUGUACGUUAACUUCUACUGUGCAUACAGAGAUACUGAUUCACACAUACUCACCCACAGUGUAUUAGUUGUAUUUGGAGGGUUUACAUCCUUUUUUAGUUGAAUCAGUAUCAUCCACACAAUCCUGGAAAAUAUAUUUUUCGUUAUUUAAAAAAAUGUAUUCUCAAUGUAUGGCUAUCUCUUUUUGAAAUGAGAUGAACAUUUUGCCUGUCAAGAAAUCACUUGUUCAUGGUCAAGUUGUUUUCAUACUUCUGUCAUUUGGCUUUGAAGGUCAGAUUUUCCAUAAAGUUUAUUAGGAUUCUCUCUCUUAUAGUAACAGUUCCAUUCUCACCAUUAAAUCCACACAAACCCCUCCCCGAAAAGACAAGUGUAGCCAAGUUGCGAUUUCCUCGUGUCUUUAUAACCACAUCAAAA
This is a messenger RNA of Salvelinus fontinalis (brook trout), 3912 nucleotides long. Its product is annotated as pre-mRNA-processing factor 17-like. Gene Ontology annotation, cellular component: catalytic step 2 spliceosome. Lineage: Eukaryota; Metazoa; Chordata; Actinopteri; Salmoniformes; Salmonidae. Bases 39 to 1766 code for a protein of 575 amino acids. Gene Ontology annotation, biological process: mRNA splicing, via spliceosome. The transcript has 15 exons. Gene Ontology annotation, molecular function: protein binding; mRNA binding. The record is from RefSeq and is a predicted model, not a curated record.